This is a messenger RNA of Lepisosteus oculatus (spotted gar), 510 nucleotides long. NCBI's taxonomy places the organism in Eukaryota, Metazoa, Chordata, Actinopteri, Semionotiformes, Lepisosteidae. The record is from RefSeq and is a predicted model, not a curated record.
CUCGCGAUAGUUGGUGUCCUGGUGCCCUUGUUCGUGGAUCCAAAAUGGGUUACUGGGACCUGCAGGACGGCAAGGACUGUGUCCAGAAAACAUGGAUCACUACUAAACUGAGCGCUGCCUUGGGCCUGGUUGGUUCAGCUUAUCACAUAAUAGCAUUUCAGCCUGAUUCUGUUAUCAAGGCAAUAGAGAGAGCAACAGCUGCGACAGUCACAAUGGCUUCUCUGGGCGCGAUCUUCGGCAUGACCACCUGUUUGAGCGCACAGGUCAGGGAGAAGCCGGACGAUCCGCUCAACUACUUCAUUGGUGGCUGCGCUUCUGGGAUCUUUCUCGGAACCCGGACUCACAGUUACAUGACGGGAACGACAGCCUGCCUGGGACUGGGCACGUUGGCGGCGUUCACCAAGAUCGGAAAGAUGGAAGGCUGGAAGAUAGCAGGCCCACCGGAGCUGUAAAUGCACUGACAUGUAAAUCAAUGAAGAUUAUUGUUAAAUAAAUGUAUUUAAACAAAGA